Molecule: messenger RNA, 3238 nt
Organism: Toxoplasma gondii ME49
Lineage: Eukaryota; Apicomplexa; Conoidasida; Eucoccidiorida; Sarcocystidae
Product: Rab11b
Exons: 3
Coding region: 1840-2520 (226 amino acids)
Cellular component (GO): endosome
Molecular function (GO): GTP binding; GTPase activity
Source: RefSeq, a predicted model, not a curated record
CUGGAGUUGUCUGUGGAUGGUGAAAAUCGAGAGGGACAGCGUUGUUCCGAGGUUCGGUGAUUUUUUUCCUCCAUGGUCCCGAGAGAACUCAAGACACCGCGCUUUCCGCUCAUGCGAAAGCGGUUUUCAAGCGCUGUCGGCUCGUAGAUGUGUCUGCCUCGAGAAGCCGGGGGACGUGGUCGCUGCGGUUGCAGCCCAGAGGCUCAGACAUCACGCGUUAACACACCUCGCCGCGAAGAAGCAUCAACGCGUUUCUCUCCUCUCUGCCUAGAAAAGACUCGACGCACUCCUGUCUGACUCCCUUUCAAUACCGCAAGCCACUUUGGUGGUUUCCGUUCCCAAGUUCCAGAACCAGCCGCGCGACCAUCCAGAAACGGAGGCACCGCGUGUGUACGGCUGUACAUUCACCCGGUGCUCUUCGUCUUUGUGGUCGCCGUUCCGCGACAUUACAAAGACCACUGUAUCGGCGGCCGCUGCUCUUUUUCGCCGCGCGACUUCUUCCCCUCCCUUGCGUCUGACGCCUCCUCAGAAGCGGGAAGUUCACUAAAGCAGGGUCCUGCAAACGACACGGCGGCCGCACAUACCUCGACGCCGCGUCACUUCUAGGAACUUUUCCGGAUCUCCAGAACACCGUCCAAGUCCCCGCUGAGCUUGGAGAAGGUUUUUCUGCUGUAAAGAACCUGUCUCGUUCUGUGGCGGGCCGGUUUUCCGUCUCUCUCCGUCCAGACGCCCGAAGUUGCUCGAGUUCCCUCUCUAGCCUCUCCUCUGUGCGCACCCUUCUCCCUGUCCUUUGUUCUUCGUGCUCUACUGUUUGUCCUCUGUUCUUUGUCGUCUGCUUCCUCUCAUCUCCUUCUCUCUCCUUCUUUCUCCUUCUCUCCUCGGCGCCUUCUGUCUUCCCUCUUUCUCGCGCGCUGCAACGAGAGAGCCUCGCGCCUCUGCGGCGACGUUCUGCCUCGUCGUUUCCUCCCACCGUCUGCAGGUUGCGUUCUCCUCGAGCCGUAAGAGUCAAGAGGGAACGGAGACAGUCUCCACGAGUAAAUUGCGUGUUUCUUCUCACCUCGUCUACUCGAAACUUUCUCGUCUCCUCGCCGAAAAAGGGAAGCUGUCUCGUCGCCUCUUUUUCAGAGGAGGAUUCUUCUGACUGCAUGCGCUGGCCGGAGCAUUCUCAGCUCUCUCUCUCGGAUCUUCGCUGUGCACGGUCAGCCCAGUUCGGUCCUCUCUGCCGCCGUGUGUUUGGAUGCGCCUUUUCGGUUUCUACAAGACUAUGCCGACCUCUUUCAUGUAGAGCUGUCUCCCUUAAUACCAUGGUGCGCCGUCUCUUCUCAGAUCUCUCAGUCUAGCGUCUCCUAUGGCUUCUCGAAAGAGAGCGAUCCUUUCUGUCUGAGGUCCUUUCCUCUUCGCUUUUCGCCUCUCCUCUCCUAUCUUCGCUUCUCGCAGUUUCGUUUGGAGGCAAGCCUCCGUUUUCUCUCCUCCCCCCGACCCGUUUCAGAAGAGAAGUUCUCCGCUCUCUUCUUCCUCCGUCUCUCCUCGUUUUCUCUGUUUCCGUCGCUUUCGCUUCCUUUUCUUCUCUUCUUUGCGCCCCCGAGAGGCUCUUCGGCCUGCGCACAUGCCUCCGCCGGUCUUCGCCUUCUUGGAUUUCGCUGGUCCCCGCGGACUCCUCGACUUCCUCCGCGUUCCCCACUUUCUUCGCCUCUCGCUCCGCCCCAUCUCGUGAAAUUUUCCGCUCAGAAGAAACGCAAAAGCGAACCACUCCGUUUUCCCUGCAGCCGCGUCUUCCGAAACCUCUUCUCGACUCUUCUCUGCUCUCUUGUAAAGCGGAAAAAGUCGUUUUUCGCCACGAUGGCGGGGGGUUCUGAAGACUACGACCAUCUCUACAAAGUGAUUCUGGUGGGAGACGCGACUGUAGGAAAGACGCACUUGCUUUCGCGUUAUAUUCGAGGAACUCUGCCCAAGAGCCCGAAAGCCACCAUCGGCGUCGAGUUCGCCACGCGCACGGUGCCGCUCGCAGUCGGCGGAACUGUCAAAGCACAGAUUUGGGACACAGCUGGUCAAGAGCGGUACCGCAGCAUCACCAGCGCGCAUUACCGCCGCGCAGUAGGUGCGUUGUUGGUUUACGACGUGACGAGGAAGUCCACUUUUCUGAAUGCGUCAAAAUGGCUAGAGGAAUUGCGCCAGAACUCGGAGCCUGACAUCGUCAUCAUGAUGGUUGGGAACAAACUCGACUUGGUCGAAAAAGACCCCACAGCUCGAGAUGUUCCCUACGAGUUGGCUGCGAAGUUCGCGCAGGCGAACGGCUUGUAUUUCAGCGAGGCGAGUGCAGUGACGGCGUUCAACGUGAAACAUAUUUUUGAACAUUUGCUCCAGGAGAUUUACAACCACAGAACGCAAGGAGAAGAGUUCUCUGGAAGAGCGAACGGGGCGGAUGCGUACAGAGACGCUCAGGCUCUCGGCGGUGUGCGUCUCGCGGCCAACGCGAACAUGUACGGCAGAAACCCUCAGAAUCUGUCCUGCUGUGGCUGAAAAAUCCAAGACAAAAAAUCAGAAAGACCCAGAAAGCCACACGGAGCAGACAGGGAAACGGGCGCCAGACGGUGCCCUUUGUCUUUUUCCUGUUCGAGUUCGCGAGGGAAGAGACAAAGAGGAGAGCGCAGAGGGAGGACGGCGAGAGGGACAGGGUGAGAGGGGAGGCGCAGGUUUUGGGGAGCUUCGGAGGAGAAAGGAGAACGGGGAAAAGGAUUUUCAAGCAGAGGGCUCGAAGGCAAUGCAAGGAAGCUGAUACAGUAUUCCGUGGGAAGAGUCUUGAGUGUUUCCAUGCAUGUGAAUGUAGCGAAAACGAGUUGUUUGAGCUCCUCAUCUUGCGGUGCCGUCUCACAAGCCUCUUUCGUCUCGAAGCCGUCUCCGUUCAAUCUCUCGUGUGUCGCGCUUGAGUGCAAGAGUGGAUGUUGCGAAACUCGGAGGUGAAACGUUCAAACGCAUUGCUCUGGAGACGUCUCCACAUGCUCACCAGCGCAAACAGUUUUGCUGUAAGACGCCAGGCGCUUCGCAGCCACCAACUUUGCAGGCGUCGGAUUAUAGACGAGUGCCGCCAACGCAGUUAGGGAGAAGAUCAAGAAAUUCAUGAAGACUCUGCGAAUUUCAUUUGAGGUCCAUGGUGUUGAUGUCCACCGAGCGGCCGUGGGAUCGCACAGACUCACGGCUUUUUCCCCUUCGGUGACUCAUGAGUUCAGAAAACUUUCUU